Messenger RNA from Aureobasidium uvarum, 753 nucleotides. The record is from the annotation of a GenBank genome assembly. NCBI's taxonomy places the organism in Eukaryota, Fungi, Ascomycota, Dothideomycetes, Dothideales, Saccotheciaceae.
AUGGCAAAGCUAAACAUCAACUCCACCGUUCGCAUGAACUCAGGUUACGAGAUCCCACUCCUUGGCUACGGAGUCUACCAGACACCAAUGGACGUUGCUGAAGAAGUCACCGCUCACGCAGUCAAAUGCGGCUACCGGCAUGCCGACUCAGCAGCUGCAUACCGCAAUGAGGCGCCUACAGCAGCCGGUCUACUCAAGGCUCAAGUCCCUCGCUCUGAGCUCUUCUUUACAUCCAAAGUGCCUCCCAAAGCCAUCAACUACGAUGCGGCUAAGGCUGUCGUUGACGAAUCUCUACGACUGACUGGGUUGGACUAUAUUGAUCUAUACCUCCUGCAUGCACCGUAUGGCGGUAGGGAAAAUAGAUUGGGUGCUUGGAAGGCGUUGGUUGAGGCGGUAGAAGCUGGGAAGGUAAGAAGUAUUGGUGUGAGCAACUAUGGCGUGCACCAUCUCGAUGAGCUUGAGGAGUGGAUCAAGCAGACUGAGGAGAAGGAGGGCAAAGGGAAGGGUGGUGUGUUGAGUGUCAAUCAGGUAGAGUUGCAUCCUUGGCUGGCUAGAGACCACAUUGCGGAGUGGUGUAAGAAGAGAGCUGUCAUUCUGGAAAACUUUGUUAUCCUGCCAAAGUCGGUUACACCUGCUCGUAUCGAAGAGAACAGUGACAUCUAUGACUUCGAACUCUCCGAAGGAGAUAUGCAGGUAUUGAAGACUGAGGUUUAUGAGCCUUGCGCUUGGGACCCUACUACUAGUAGAGAUUGA